AUGUCAUUUCACUUUUUCAAAGCAUGGUGUCUAAUAUUCCUGUAUUCUUAUUUUAAAAUACAAAUUGAGUGUCAUGUGGAUGAUCCAAAAUUACCAGAAUGUGAUGUCUCCAUCGACACGGCAAUUUGUAUUAAUAACGGGCAAAAAAUCCUGUUGCCCGAGGCAAAGCCAUAUGGCAUCUCCGCUCACAUAAACUUUGACAACAUAUCUGCAGUGGACGCAAGUGGCAACAGAAACCAUGCCGUGGGAAAUUUCUUCGCCUCCACUGGCUUUGGCGGUAUCGGGAACUCUUCUUUGUUCAGAAAAAAUUACAUUUACAUUCCCCAUUCAGACGAAUAUUUCAAAACGGUCGAUUUUUCCUACACCUUUUUUAUCUACCUUCUGGAGGAUGAACAGUCCAUAAAGAACAACGUAGAAGAAAUGUUUUGCCCCGUCAUACACAAGGGGAUCGUAAAAGACAAGAUACAGGAAUCCUCCCCGGCUAUAUUAAUAAAUGCAAAGAUCGGACGAAUUAAAAUCGUUUUGAGCACUUCUUCUAGCACGAACUCGGCGGGAGAAGAAUUUUUGAGCAAUUUCAGAUUAAGGCAUCACCAAUGGUAUCACAUUGCAGUCGUCAGACACAUAAACCACGUAAGACUCUUCGUGAACGGAAUCCUGGACUCAAGUUUUCUAACCGAAGGGAUAACAAAAACGAACGACUUCCCGAUAUACAUAGGAGGAGCACCAUAUUCAGUAGAGUCUUGUGAUUUCCCAUUUCUACUGGACGAAUUAAAAGUUUAUAAUUUGAGUAUCGGAGUGGACCACAUUCAGAGUGAAGCAGCAACAACUCUAAACGGAAUAGAACCAUCAUUCAUCUACUUUGGUUGUUUUCAUUGCGAUAUUAACAGUGCUAUUCUGUCUUGUCCGAAUAAUUAUCAUUUAUGCAAUAAGGUGGAAUUAUACAUCGGGGUUUACAAUGUGAUGAGGAAGUUCUCCCUAAAUAUAAAUAACCUGAUUUUGCCCUUCUCCCCCGAGAACCACAUGGGCAUAGGUGUGUGUUGUGCCGAUAUAUGA
This is a messenger RNA of Plasmodium knowlesi strain H, 1053 nucleotides long. RefSeq names its product secreted ookinete protein, putative. The record is from RefSeq and is a predicted model, not a curated record. Bases 1 to 1053 code for a protein of 350 amino acids. NCBI's taxonomy places the organism in Eukaryota, Apicomplexa, Aconoidasida, Haemosporida, Plasmodiidae. The transcript has 8 exons.